Phalaenopsis equestris is the source of this 968-nucleotide messenger RNA. RefSeq lists its product as uncharacterized. The transcript has a single exon. The coding region runs from base 222 to 653 and encodes 143 amino acids. Lineage: Eukaryota; Viridiplantae; Streptophyta; Magnoliopsida; Asparagales; Orchidaceae. The record is from RefSeq and is a predicted model, not a curated record.
UACAAUUUAAAACAUUUUAGUAACAAUUCAAUCAAUAAAAGUUCAAAGUAAAAGUUGAAAUCAUUGACCCUCGUGUGAUCGAAUUCCAUUGCUAGAUAUCGCCGUCUUUCUUGACUUGAAAUUGCAAACAACGCCGCCUAAAACCUCAUAUAAAAACCUCAAGCCAACGAGUUCAAUCCAAUCUCGGCAUCUCACCCACCACCUUCUGCAGAUAGAAAAAAAUGGAAGCAUUUCCGAUUCAGUUCUGCCGAGCCGUGAGAUCCUACUGGCUUCGCCGACGCUAUGGGCGGCUCGAAAGAAGCAACAAGAAGACCGUGAAGGUCGCCCGGCUUGGUGGCGACACCGGUUUUCGCCGACCGGUCAGGCUCCGGCGGGUCUUCCGGAUCCGGUUUAAGAUGCUCUCGCCGGUCCGCUUACUGACGAGGCUCCGGGACGCUUACGUGGACGCCAUGCUUGGGCUGGCCGGAAAGGGGUCGAGCCUGUCCACCUCGACCGGAGCAGAGGCUCUCCUGAAUCGGCGGAUUCCGAAGGCCCGACAAGGGAAGCUUGAACCGGGUUAUUUCGAGCGCCGGUUGCUGCUUGAGAUCUGCCGGUCCAUCCGGGACUCCGGGGUGUUGGCCGUUGAUCGAAAGGACGAAAUCGUUGGGAGCUGAUAAGGUCCUCCGAACAGCGGCCCUUCGUUUCCUGGGGGCACAAUCGGUUUUACCUUUUGUUUGUUUGUUUUUUUUUAUUUUUUUUCUUUUUUGUCUCUGCUUUGUUGGGUAAAUAUGUAAAUUUAUUUCUCCUUGUUUUAUCAACAAACAAUGUAUGAUAAUAUAUUUUAAUAUGAUUGGACGACGGACGACGGACGACGGACGACAAUAAUUUUUCUGGGAUACCGGGUACACUUCCUCCGUGUUAAGCAAUUGAGAGGAUUUUAUUAGAUUUUUUUUUAUGCACCUUUUCAUUAUUGAAUCGAGUAUUUUGGA